ACGCUAGCGAGGCGUCGUCCCCGUUCUUCUUCCCCGCAGGAUCAGUGCCCACUCGCCGAGUCGCCAUUCACCACGCCCGCAUGCGUACCGGAACAGCGCCUCAGCUACCGCGCGCGCCACGCCGGCUCUCCACCUGAGUCGGCCCGUGCGCUACCCCAGAGGCCCCGAACCAUCCACCCAAGCACGCGCGCACAGGCUCUCUCGAACUCUCGCCGUACGGUGCUACGGGCGCGCAUGGCCAGCCGACUCCUCUCGCUCCGGCAGGCCACAAGGAGGUGGCGCUUCCGGCCUUCACCACCUCCGCCCCAUUGCCCCUCGUCCGGUAGCGUAGAUGCGACGGCGCUUUCCCGCGGAACAAUGAAGCUCAGCGCACCACCUCCGCCUUAUACUUUUCACAAGGUUUUUGACCAAGACGACAGGUUCUUCAGUUGGCCACAAAGUUAUAACCUUCAAACAUGCCGUCCUGUCCAUACCAGUCUACCUGUUGAUAGUCAAAACCAAGAUAUGGCAACGGGUCCACAAAAUACUGGGGCCAUGGUAUCCGUUGAUGAUUCUGACAAACCAAAAGCGAAGAGGAAAAAACUUAAAGGAAAGAGGGCCGUAACAAGGUUUUUGAAAUCCUUGAGAUGGAAAAAGGAAAGGGAAUUUCAGAGAAUGACCGCUGAGGAGAAGAUUUUGAAAAAAUUGAAGCUAGCUCGAAGGAAGGAAGAACGACUUCUUGCAGCUUUGAAGAAAAUUGAGCCAAAUGAUCCUUCAGAACCCACACAUGAUCCUGAGGUUCUUACACCUGAAGAACACUUCUACUUCCUCAAGAUGGGCCAAAAAAGUAAAAAUUAUGUGCCUGUUGGAAGACGUGGAAUUUACCAGGGAGUGAUCUUGAACAUGCAUUUGCACUGGAAAAAGCACCAAACCCUACAGGUAAUUGUGAAGACAUUCACACCAGAGGAGGUUAAGGAAAUUGCCUCAGAGUUAGCAAUUCUAAGUGGUGGUAUUGUGCUCAGCAUUGAAGAAGGAAAUACAAUUAUUAUGUACAGAGGGAAAAACUAUGCACAGCCACCACCCGAGAUAAUGUCACCAAAGGUUGCACUUCCUAGAAAGAAGGCACUGGACAAAUCAAAAUAUAGAGAUCGCCUCCGAGCUCUUAGGCGGUACAUUCCCAGGCUUGAGCAGGAGCUUGAAGAUCAGCACGCCCGGAUGAAGUUAGUUGAAGUUAUAGGACAAAGUGCGGCCAAAGACAUUGCUUUUAUUUCAGACUCUACAAACAGUGUGUCCGUGAAUAAAGCUUCUUCUAGCUCAGUUCACAAGAGAACUGUAUCCGAACUCCUGUCAGAAAAUAUAGAAAGGUCUGAGAAGUUGGAGGAUGAAAAUUCUGAGGUUGAUGAUGAUUCAACUUCGGAGUCUAUUGCAUAUUCAGAAUCCGAGGAUCUCUCUGACAUGUUUGAGACAGAUUCAGAGGAGCAAGCAGAAGAUAGCAAGGAGCGUCCUUUGUAUCUGGAUAGGCUGGAUAAGUUUCUCCCAGAAAAAAAUGAUAACGAAGCAGACGAUUUUGAGGAGCAUCUGCGGAAGAUUGCUUCACUUUCUGAUAAGGCAGAUUCACCCGCAAAAGAACUGAAAAUCUCCGAGCUUGAUGAGAUUGAUAAAAUAUUCCUAAGAGCUAGUUCAUUGCUGAAGAAAAGGUGACGGUCAAAUUAAUUUGUAUACGAUUUGCUUGAGUUUUUCUACCUAAACAUUUAUGUGCAGUUUACUGGGAUCUUCCAAAAAGAAUUGAGAAAUACUGGUAAGUGGUCGCAGACUCUCAGACACUGAGCUGAUUCAUAAAUCUUACUGAAGAGCAUCCA
Messenger RNA from Triticum dicoccoides, 1838 nucleotides. RefSeq lists its product as uncharacterized. Gene Ontology annotation, molecular function: RNA binding. The transcript has 4 exons. NCBI's taxonomy places the organism in Eukaryota, Viridiplantae, Streptophyta, Magnoliopsida, Poales, Poaceae. The record is from RefSeq and is a predicted model, not a curated record. Bases 235 to 1680 code for a protein of 481 amino acids.